GGUUAAUAUAGAACCACAGUUAACAAACUACAUAGUCAAUAAUUUAACGAAUACCACAGACUAUGAGGUUACGUUAAAUAGACGUCACAAAUAUAUAAAUUUGUAUACUGUGAUAACAAUUGUGGGUACCGUACUGACAUUCGUGAAGUCCUUUUCCAAUUUUUAUUUCUGCCUAAAGGCUUCGAGGAAUCUACACAAAUCUAUAGUAUCUUCUGUGCUCAAUUCAUUUAUGACUUUCUUUGAUAGCCACUUCAUUGGUAACAUAAUUAACAGAUUUUCUAAAGAUCUAGCAGUUAUUGACGAAUACAUUCCAUAUAUUAUUUAUGAGAAUUUUAGGUGUAUUCUAGCAUUUAUUGCCAUAAUAGUCCUGAUAGCCUCUGUAAAUCUGAUAUUCCUUCUGACAGCGGCGAUUCUUAUAAUCAAACUGUAUUUCGUUCGAAGGUUCUAUUUGUCAACUGGAAGAGCCAUAAAAAGAUUAGAAUCUUCUACUAGAAGUCCAAUGAUUGGCUAUUUGAAUGCAACUAUGGAGGGAUUAACCACCGCUAGAGCCUACGAAAAACAAACUCUACUGAUUGACGAGUUUGACAUGCAUCAGGAUUUAUAUACCUCUUCGUACUAUAUGAUGCAAUGUACUAACCGGGCUUUUGGUUUUGUCGUUGAUAUAAUUUGCAGCACAUUUAUAGCUGGUGUAGUACUCAAGUUCGUAGUGUUUGACAACGGCGCAAAUGCUGGGGAUGUAGGUUUGGCCGUUUCGCAGGCCAUGGGUUUGAUGGGGUUGUUGCAAUGGACCAUCCGACAAAUUUCCGAACUGGAAAAUAAUAUGACAUCCGUGGAGAGAGUUUUGGAAUACGCAGACGUCGAAAGGGAGGAUAAAAAAGUCGGACAAGUAAUUGAAAACUGGCCUAAUCAGGGAAGAAUCGAAUAUAAAAAUGUUUCACUUACAUAUAGCACAACAAGAGAAAGAGUUCUAAAAAAUAUUAGUUUCGUUGUGGAACCUAGACAGAAAAUAGGGAUAGUUGGUAGGACAGGAGCAGGGAAGUCUUCAAUUAUUUCGACACUGUUUAGAUUAUAUGAUUUUGAAGGCCAGAUUUUUAUAGACUCCAUUGAUACUAAAAAGCUUAAUUUGGAUUUCCUUAGAUCAAAAAUUGCUAUUAUUCCACAAGACCCAAUAUUAUUUACAGGAACCAUCAGAACUAAUAUAGAUCCAACCGAAAGAUAUUCAGACGCGAUCAUAUGGGAGGCGAUCGAAAAAGUGAACCUAAAACACAUAGUGGGUAACUUGGAAGAGGAGAUCCAGGAAGGGGGUACCAAUUACAGUUCCGGACAGAGACAGCUUUUGUGUCUUGCCAGGGCGUUAGUCAGUAAGAACAAAGUCAUAGUUCUGGAUGAAGCCACGGCCAGCAUGGAUCCAGAAACAUGCACAACGUUGCAAAAUACCAUAAAAAAGAACUUUGCGGACUGCACGGUCAUCACAAUAGCACAUAGGUUGAAUACAGUUUCUAAUUCAGAUAUGGUUAUGGUGGUAGACGGAGGACAAAUAAUUGAAUACGAUACUCCAGAUGCCCUAAUGGAGAACGAAGAAGGGCUUUUCUUUGGUAUGAUGAGGCAAGCUGGGGUAGAUAUGAAUUAAUUCUCAGUUCAAACAUGCGUCCAAUUCGCGUUUCCUGAGCUGCGUUAAACAUACUCCUAGAUUACAAAUACAUACAAAUUUUAUAAUUAUAUUAAUAUUUCUGUUUCUGUAAUGCUAAUAAUAUAGACGUUAUUAAUUUUUGAA
Molecule: messenger RNA, 1774 nt
Organism: Anoplophora glabripennis (Asian longhorned beetle)
Lineage: Eukaryota; Metazoa; Arthropoda; Insecta; Coleoptera; Cerambycidae
Product: probable multidrug resistance-associated protein lethal(2)03659
Biological process (GO): transmembrane transport
Cellular component (GO): membrane
Molecular function (GO): ATP binding; ATP hydrolysis activity; ABC-type transporter activity
Source: RefSeq, a predicted model, not a curated record